UCUGCUGCAGGAACCUGCUACUGCCGUGCGCAUGCGCAUUGCCAGCAGCUUAGGUGGGAACAGUCGGUUAGCAACGAAAAGCUCAACAGAAACAACGGGACGGCAGAGAAAGGCACAGCAUUUGUCUCAGUCUUUAUUUAAGGUGGCUUAGCACAACCUGGUUCUCAACAGAACACACAAACACACCCCCAGCACAGUAGGAGGAUGGCGGUGAAUGUCUACUCUACUUCUAUGACAGCUGACAACCUGAGUCGUCAUGACAUGCUGGCGUGGGUGAACGACUCUCUACAGCUCACCUACACAAAGAUAGAGCAGCUCUGUACAGGUGCUGCUUACUGCCAGUUCAUGGACAUGCUGUUUCCAGGGUGCAUAUUGUUGAAAAAGGUCAAAUUUAAUGCUAAGUUGGAGCACGAAUACAUCCACAACUUCAAGGUUUUACAGGCUGCGUUCAAGAGAAUGAAUGUGGACAAGAUCAUUGCCGUGGAGAGGCUGGUGAAGGGAAAGUUCCAGGACAACUUUGAGUUUCUUCAGUGGUUUAAAAGGUUUUUUGAUGCCAACUAUGAUGGGAAAGAAUACGACCCUCUGCUGAUGCGACAGGGUCAGGAAGGAACGCCACCACCAUCUAACCCAGCUCCCAUGAGAACGUCUCCCACAGCACCAAAGACUGUUCCACCUCCACAGAGGCAGAUCAACGCCCCGACACCUCGCAGGAACACCCCCAUGACCCGAAACGGAGGAGACGCAGAGCUUGUAGAACUUAACCAGCAGAUUUUGGACAUGAAACUGACAAUAGAUGGACUGGAGAAAGAGAGGGACUUCUACUUCGGAAAGCUGAGAGACAUUGAGCUCAUCUGCCAGGAGAACGAGAACAGCUCAGUCCUUGGCAAAAUAAUCGACAUACUGUACGCUACAGAGGAAGGAUUUGCGCCACCAGAAGAUGAAGAAAUUGACGAAGGAGCAGGAGACCAGGAAGAAUUCUGAAAGCUUCCUGUUUUCACCACCAUCCUUCAUCUGUCUUACUUUAUUCAGACAAAUAUGUCAUUUUACCCUUUCUUUUGCCCCUUUUAAGUAACUUUUUACAACCUCCCCUGACCUUUUCCACCUCAUCUUUGGCUGUACACACUCUUGAUGACUUUGUUGUACAGUCUAGCUUCCCGGACUCUUAUUUUGAAAGGACUUUUAUCCAGAUGUGUCUGGACUAGGGCCGAGCAGUGUGGCCUGGCUUACUUGACAAAUUCUAACCUGUUAACAGAGGGGACAGCAGCACUGCAGGACAAGUUCAGUCUGUUGGUCUGUCAGAGAGUUCAAAAUGAACAGAUUUGAGAUUAAAGAGAGGCCACACUGGAGCCAGCAGUACUGUGAAACUGUCUCUGUGAGGCUUUCUCACAGCGUGUGCUCUAAUCAGCGAUCACACAGACGCACAAACGUGCUUCAGGGGGUUACUCCAGAGUUUAUACAUUAGGCCAUGCGAAGUUUAACACUUAGUGUGAUUGUUUUUAUACAUUUUGUCCUGAUUGUACAAGUUGAGGUUAUAGAAAGUGUUUAGUCUUUUAGGAGCCAGGCCUGCAGAAAGGAUAUAUUUUGAUCUUAUGAUGGAAAGAGAACAAUUCACCCACAGACAUAUCACAGACUCUGAACUGCAUACAUGGGCAUGCUUAAAGUGAGUCAGUGCCCCGAGGAAGAAAGAAAAAAAUCACAGAUGUGUUUUUAUCCACCUAGUUGUCCCACAAGAGACCGUUGGCAUGUGAAAUGGUUCUGACAGCGUGCUGAGGUGACAACAUGGUGUAUUUAUGUUUUUUAUUUAUGUAUCCUGAUUUGCUCUGUACAGUUUCUGAAAUAAAGGGUUUAAGGUUUGGAGACAUUGAAGGUCUUGCACUAAAUGUAGCAAAAAGAAUUGACUGAAAUGAUCCAAAAUGCCAACAUGCAGUGACUGGCUGCUGCCAGAAAGAUACAGGAAGAUGCAAUUUUAUAUUUUGUAAUUUUGCUUUUAAAAAAGUAUGUUUCCUUUUUUAUUUGCAUUGAACUCCUCAGUAGCCAAGUCAAAGGCGUCAGUGAAAAACGUAUUUAUGAGACAAAUAUGAAGCUAUAAAUUGUUGUAAUGAACAAACACUGCAGACAAACACUACUAAAUACUAAUGUUUGACUGUAUUAACUUAGUGAAACGUUUUAGCUGCUAUCAUUACUUCUCUGUUGCUGCAUUUAAGUUUUCAUGGGUUGUAAAGCAUUAACACAUCACAGCGGCUGCCAAGGAAAUGAAGGUUUGAUUGAGCAUGGAUGACCUUAGUUGGAGAAGUCAGAAAGAAGAAACCCUCAGGCAUUAUCUGACUGUCUGUUAACAUGGUAGCCAUGUGAUGAACAUGCAUCAUUUGGAGUCACUGCUGGAAUGAAAUAAAACUCUGAGGUUUCAAGAAAAAGUAACAAA
Messenger RNA from Nothobranchius furzeri (turquoise killifish), 2422 nucleotides. Its product is annotated as microtubule-associated protein RP/EB family member 3. The record is from RefSeq and is a predicted model, not a curated record. Gene Ontology annotation, biological process: protein localization to microtubule; regulation of microtubule polymerization or depolymerization; spindle assembly. Gene Ontology annotation, molecular function: microtubule plus-end binding. Lineage: Eukaryota; Metazoa; Chordata; Actinopteri; Cyprinodontiformes; Nothobranchiidae. Gene Ontology annotation, cellular component: microtubule plus-end; spindle midzone; cytoplasmic microtubule.